AUGGGGAAGGCAGAAAAAGGUACGCCAAAAGAUUUGGCCAAUAAGAUGAAGGCGAAGGGUUUGCAGAAGCUUCGGUGGUAUUGUCAGAUGUGCGAGAAACAAUGCCGGGAUGAAAAUGGCUUCAAAUGUCUGUCUAUGUCUGAAAGUCACCAAAGACAACUUCUUCUCUUUGCUGAGGACCCUGAUAAAUACCUGGAUAGCUUCUCUCAGGAAUUUUUGGAUGGUUACACCAGUCUCCUUAAACGUCGAUUUGGCACAAAGCGUGUUCAUGCCAACAACGUAUAUCAGGAAUAUAUUCAUGAUCGACAUCAUAUUCACAUGAAUGCCACGCAGUGGGAAACUCUGACAGAUUUUGUUAAAUGGCUUGGUCGUGAAGGUCACUGUGUAGUGGAUGAAACCGAGAAAGGUUGGUACGUGGCUUAUAUUGACCGAGAUCCAGAGACAAUUAGAAGACAAGAGCAGAUGAAAAGACGGGAAAAAUUUGAGAAGGAUGAGGAAGAAGGAAUGCAAGAUUUCAUUAAUAAACAAAUUGAACUAGGACGCUCAAAGCUGGCUGAGGAUGGUGAGACUCAGUUUACGGAAUUACAACGUGAUGAAGGGGAGACUAUAGCUCUCAACAUCAAGUUAGGAGGAAGUAAAUCAGCUAAGCCAAAAUUGGAAGGAAAUAGUGCGCUAAAGGCACCUUCAACUAGCAAGAUAAAGGUUCAAGAAAAAAUAAAAAAGGAUGUUAAAAAGAGGACAGCUUUAGAUGACAUAAUGGAAGAAGAGAUGAGAGGGAAGAAAUCCAAAGAAAUUUAUUCUAAAAGGCAGCUGGAUGGAAAGUCGCAGUCUGAGGAAGGUCCUUGGUUGGUCAAAAAUAUUGUUGUCAAUGUGAUUACAAAAGACUUAGGUUCCAAAUAUUACAAGCAAAAAGGGGUUAUUCGAGAAGUAAUUGAUAAAUAUGCUGGUUUAGUGAAGUUAUUUGAAUGUGGAACUAAACUAAAACUAGACCAGGCACACUUAGAGACUGUAGUCCCAUCCAUAAACAGAAAAGUACAGAUUGUUGGAGGUCGAUACCGGGGACAAGAGGCUAUGCUCAAAAGCAUUCAAGAAGCGUCCUUUAGCGCCACUUUAGAGCUACAAGAUGGCAAAAUUGUAAAGAAGUACCAUAUGAACACUUUAGUAAAUUAUAUCACUCCCUAA
This is a messenger RNA of Procambarus clarkii (red swamp crayfish), 1182 nucleotides long. The record is from RefSeq and is a predicted model, not a curated record. NCBI's taxonomy places the organism in Eukaryota, Metazoa, Arthropoda, Malacostraca, Decapoda, Cambaridae.